GACAUGGAGGAUCAGGGCCGGAUGAUACAGUCUCUGAGCGGCGUGAGUCUGACCGGACACUCGGUGCAGCAGGGAGCCGUCGGACUGCCUCUGCCCCACAUCCACGACUGUACAGACGGGGACGGAAGGAACCAAGACAUCGGGAGUAUUCUGCAUCAGAUCAUGACCAUCACUGACCAGAGUCUGGAUGAAGCGCAGGCAAAGAAACAUGGAUUGAACUGCCACCGGAUGAAGCCUGCACUCUUCAGCGUCCUCUGUGAAAUCAAAGAGAAAACAGGUCUGAGUAUCCGUGGAGCCCAGGAAAUCGAGUCUCCAGAUGCCCAGCUGAUGAGGCUGGAUAACAUGCUGCUGGCAGAGGGGGUGGCUGGACCAGAGAAGGGGGGAGGAGCAGCAGUGGCUGCAGCCGCAGCAGCUGCAGCGGGCGGUGUAACUGAUAACUCCAUCGAACACUCUGACUACAGAGCCAAGCUGACACAGAUCAGACAGAUAUAUCACACAGAGCUCGAGAAAUAUGAACAGGCCUGCAAUGAGUUCACCACCCAUGUAAUGAACCUGCUGAGGGAGCAGUCACGGACGCGACCCAUCUCACCCAAAGAGAUCGAGCGCAUGGUGAACAUCAUUCACAGCAAGUUCAGCUCCAUCCAAAUGCAGCUGAAGCAGAGCACCUGUGAGGCCGUCAUGAUCCUGCGCUCCAGGUUCCUGGAUGCUAGGCGGAAAAGACGGAACUUCAGCAAGCAAGCCACAGAAAUCCUGAAUGAAUAUUUUUAUUCACACCUGAGCAACCCAUACCCCAGCGAGGAGGCCAAAGAGGAGCUGGCUAAAAAGUGCAGUAUCAAUGUUUCCCAAGGCGUGGGAAGCACCAUCACAGUGUCACAGGUUUCUAACUGGUUUGGGAACAAGAGAAUCCGGUACAAGAAGAACAUCGGCAAGUUCCAGGAGGAGGCCAAUUUAUAUGCAGCAAAGACAGCAGUGACGGCAGCCCAGGCAGUAGCUGCUGUCCACAACAGUCAGGAUGACUCUCCUACCACACCCAACUCAGGCUUCCAAAUGAAAGAUGAGGACUUCCAACUGGAUGCUGCUGACAGCAAAAACUCCCUGUUGACCAGCAUGUUCUCUGGUUCUCCUGGUUCUUUUAACCUCCCAAACUCAGGGGACAUGUUCAUGAGCAUGCAGAGUGUUAAUGGGGCCUCUUACCUGGGGGCUCCGGUUGGAGCCAAUGUGCAGUCCCAGGGGGAUUCCACACACCAUGUUAUCAGUCAGACAGGAUUCAGUGAUGGCCCCCGACAUCCACUGUACAGUUCACAUGGCCUCAAUGUUAAUGGGAGCUGGCAGGAAGCCUCCAGACCUCCUUCAGUGACUUCCCCUAACGAGGGGCCGGCCAGCGCACACUCAAAUACAGAUACCUCAAACUGA
Messenger RNA from Scomber japonicus (chub mackerel), 1413 nucleotides. RefSeq names its product pre-B-cell leukemia transcription factor 3-like. The coding region runs from base 4 to 1413 and encodes 469 amino acids. The record is from RefSeq and is a predicted model, not a curated record. The transcript has 11 exons. Lineage: Eukaryota; Metazoa; Chordata; Actinopteri; Scombriformes; Scombridae. Gene Ontology annotation, biological process: eye development; regulation of transcription by RNA polymerase II; embryonic organ development. Gene Ontology annotation, molecular function: RNA polymerase II cis-regulatory region sequence-specific DNA binding; DNA-binding transcription factor activity, RNA polymerase II-specific. Gene Ontology annotation, cellular component: nucleus.